This is a messenger RNA of Dioszegia hungarica, 2034 nucleotides long. RefSeq names its product Cullin repeat-like-containing domain protein. The record is from RefSeq and is a predicted model, not a curated record. NCBI's taxonomy places the organism in Eukaryota, Fungi, Basidiomycota, Tremellomycetes, Tremellales, Bulleribasidiaceae. The transcript is spliced from 10 exons. Bases 1 to 2034 code for a protein of 677 amino acids. Gene Ontology annotation, cellular component: exocyst. Gene Ontology annotation, biological process: exocytosis. Gene Ontology annotation, molecular function: phosphatidylinositol-4,5-bisphosphate binding.
AUGGACGAAGAGGCGGACCUCGCCUUGCUGGAUCAGCAUCUGCUGAAGACCAACCUUCUCAGUCAGCGAAUGACUAGUAUCCUCGGACAACUUGACACGCGUCUUUCUCGGCUGGACAAGACAAUUGCUCCGCUCGGACUGCAAGUGCUUGCGCGGAAAGCGACCACAGCCUCGGGGUCUAGCUCGAGCCUGACACAACCCCCUACUCAUGCCCGCCAGGUAUCUCAACCUACCCGCCCUGCCCGUGCUGUGCCUCCUCCGGCCACAACCUCCCGCUCCAAGUUGGAAGGGUACAAUCUGGGUCCUGCUAUCUCUUCACUGGCCCCCAUUCCUGCCACGCCGAGCGGUACAGCACCGCCAUCCGCAAACGCCACACCUGCAGAUGAAACUGCCAUCUUGACGCGAGGACCGGACAUUAUGGCUCUCGGAGAGUACUUCGGGGCGAUGGAUUCGGUGGUAGGGGAUCUGGAGCGGAUGUGGCGAGGUCUAGUCGAAGGACGGGGUGGUGCACGAGAAGCCGGUGUCAAGGAUCUAUCGAGAUUGGUGGAUGUGGGGCUGGAAGGCCUGGUACAGCUAUUCCUGCAAAUAGCGCGGGAUGGGACGUCCAGGCUUUUAGAUCCUGAUCAUCUUAUAUCGAGUGGUCCACCCACCCCUCAGAACCUAUUUCCCGCACUCCAGACCCUUGUCCCGCUCUCAAAUCACCUUCAGCAAUACACAGAUCCCCGAAGUCCACACAAAAAGACGCAAGAGCUUGCGCUGCCCCAGCGGGACCAGCUCGUACGAGGCCUGGCGGAUAUAAGAGGGGAAUGGCUUCGGCGGACCCUCGGUCCUGUCGUCGCGAGAGUAGAUGAGGUGGAUGAAGGCGGGAUAUGGGAAGGCGGCAGGGGUCGGGAGAAGGUCAAGGCUAUCACGACGUGCUGGGAGGUCUUGCUGGUCUUAGUAGAGGCUGAAACGCUCCUCAUCUCGUCUCUUUUCCCAUCGUCGCCACCGGCAGACCUCCUCCCUCUUACCCUCGCCGCGCCGCUCAACACCCUCAACAACUCCAUCACACCCACCGUAUCCACCAUCAAACGCUCUCCCGCCUCGCACGCGUUCGUCGCUCUCGACUUGUACCAAUCUCUCACUCGCCUUCACAGCAGAUGGGAGCCAGCAACAGCCAAGUGCUUCUCCAUGCUUGAUACCCCUCAGAACUCGGCAUACUCGAUAACGUCCGCCCUGCAAGGCCACAUAGCGACUUUGCGUCAGCUCUCCAUCCGCUCCUUCCCCGAGCUCCUGGUCGACAUUCGCUCUGCUACCGGGCAAGGCACGGCACCAUCGUCAGCAAUUGGCGAUACCACCUACUCGACCCUGACGUAUCUCGAGACAUUGCCUGGAUACGAAAAGACGGUCGAGGGGCUUCUCGGGAGCAGUCAAAGCCAGAGGAGCUGGUUGAUGGGUCAGAAAGAAGCGCCCAGUCCAGUACGGGGUGCAGAGGAAGAGGGUGGAGUGGUCCAUCUUUUUGUUGCCGACGUACUGGGGACUUUGAUCAUAAAUCUCAAUCAGCGAUCUGGCAAUAUGCGAAAGCCAAUAGCUCAGACAUUCUUGCUGAACAAUCUGUCGCAUAUCCGAAACACCACCGCUUCCCUCAAUUCGGAUAUCAUCGGUCCGGGCGCAGAGGACAUGCUGAACAAGGCAUACAGAGAAGCAAAAUCACAAUUCCUCUCAGAGUUCACAUCCCUAACCUCCUUCCUCACCGCGGCUCCCCAACCUACCCGUUUCGUCCCCACCAUCACCGCCUCGACCGAGCGUCAGCACCUCAAAGACGCCUCGAUGCAGUUUUUCGAUCGGCUCGCCGAACUCGAGACGAUCUGCGCGCAGUUCCCGCUCAGUCGGGGUGAUCCUGAUCUGCGAGAUAGGGUGGGUAAGGAAGCUGGGGACUUGAUUGGUGGUGCUUGGAAGGCGUUCUUGGGGCGGUGUGUCGGGAAGGGCGUGGACAAGUAUCUGAGAGGAAGUCCAGAAGAGAUCGUCAAGCGUGUUCAAGCUAUCUUCAGAUGA